AUGGGUGAAGUUUCCGCCGAACCAGGUUGGGUGGACGCCGACAGCCUCCGUACAUCUUUCACCAUGGCCAUGUCCAACAUGUAUCGAUCUGAAGUUCCACUCUAUGGCAACCUCGUUCGCAUUGUUGAUGAGGUGAAUAAUUCAGAGAUAGCCCAGGGGCUAGACCCUACAGUUUUUGCCAUGCGACUCGGCGACUUGGAUGCCUCUAGAAUCCACCUUGAAAGACACGGCGCCAUCAGACUUGGUAUACCUGAAGAACUGCGUACCAUCCGUAGGGUUUUUGCUCUUAUCGGACUUCACCCUGUCGGGUAUUACGACCUCUCCAAAGCUGGCUUACCUAUGCAUGCCACUUGUUUCCGUCCGACAACGGCACAAUCGCUUCGAAAAAAUCCAUUCCGCGUUUUCACCUCCCUUCUUCGUCUAGAACUGCUCAGAGAAGAGAGUUCAAGAAUCAUAGCCGGAAAACUAUUGUCAAAGCGCAGAAUUUUCAGCGAUAAACUGUUGCAAUUAUUGGAUAUUAGCGAUGUCCAAAAUGGAAAACUCACCCCCAAGCAAGGAGAUGACUUCAUUCUUGAAGUUAUGAAAGCAUUCAGCUGGAGUGGAACUGCCUCUUGCUCUAAGGAGGACUAUGAAAUAUUGAAGAAUGAACAUCCUAUACUCGCGGACAUUGCUUGCUUUCAAACCGCCCAUAUCAACCAUCUGACGCCACGGACUCUCGAUAUAAAUGCCGCGCAGGCUAAAAUGGAGCAACAAGGAAUGAAGGUAAAAGACCGCAUCGAGGGUCCGCCUACAAGGUCUUGCCCCAUCUUGCUGCGCCAGACCAGCUUUCUAGCAAUCGAGGAGAAUAUCAAAUUUCUUGGAGGCGAGGCUGUUUCUGACCAGGUACUGGAUAGCGGUACGCACAAAGCUCGAUUUGGAGAGAUUGAAGAAAGGGGUGCUGCAGUAACUAGAGCUGGAAGAGUGCUCUAUGACCAACUAUUUGACGAGAUUGUGGCUUUUGAGUCGAAGCAGGCUGAAUCACUGAGCCAAAAUGCAUUCCACGAACUUGUGACUCAGGCUUUCACCAAGUACCCCGAUAAUUGGCGCGAGUUGAGGCAGCGAGGCUUGAUCUACUACACGAUUCAGCUCACGAGAAAAGGAGAACAGGCCAAGCUAGCCAGCCCAACGGUCGAGUUAGAGACGCUGCUCAAAGAUGGCUUGGUUGAAGAAUUUCCCAUCACUUACGAGGAUUUUCUACCGCUUUCGGCUGCUGGUAUAUUUCAAUCUAACCUGGACUCUGGAUCGCCUAGGUAUGCCGCUGCAGAGCCGGAUGUCCAAGGGAUGGAGGCUGCUCUAGGAGUCAGUCUGCUUGACUCUGAUGCCCUCUAUGAGCGUAUCCAGAAGGACUCUAUUACGAAAUGCGAGAUCGCUCUCGAAACUGGAAUCAAAACAACUCGAUAG
Molecule: messenger RNA, 1440 nt
Organism: Colletotrichum truncatum
Lineage: Eukaryota; Fungi; Ascomycota; Sordariomycetes; Glomerellales; Glomerellaceae
Molecular function (GO): oxidoreductase activity
Source: RefSeq, a predicted model, not a curated record